Empidonax traillii (willow flycatcher) is the source of this 2755-nucleotide messenger RNA. It is a transcript of the gene ARHGEF26, whose product is annotated as Rho guanine nucleotide exchange factor 26. Gene Ontology annotation, biological process: activation of GTPase activity. The coding region runs from base 21 to 2549 and encodes 842 amino acids. The record is from RefSeq and is a predicted model, not a curated record. Gene Ontology annotation, molecular function: guanyl-nucleotide exchange factor activity; protein binding. The transcript is spliced from 14 exons. Lineage: Eukaryota; Metazoa; Chordata; Aves; Passeriformes; Tyrannidae.
GCGGCGCCGGGCGGGCGGCGAUGGACGGGCAGCCCCGGGCGGGCCCCGCCGCGCCGCGCUGGAGGAGGCGGGCGACCCCCCGGCCGCAGCCCCUCGCCUGGAGCAAGCCCCGGCCGCAGUCGUACCAGAGCCCCAGCGGGCUGCUCGUCACCGACUUCCCCCUGGAGGACAGGUGCGCCUUCACCGUGACCCAGCCCGCCGGCACCGUCAGCCCCGCCAUGGGAUCCGUGUCCAACGGCACCGUGCGGCCGCCGCGCUCGCCAGGGCUGUCCCCUGAGCGCUCCCGGCUGCUCGCCCUGGCUCCGGACAGCCCCGUCGGUUCGACCGCCAACGGCACCGUCCUCGCCCCGGCCAGCGGGCAGGGCCGCCGGGCCCGGCCGCCCAGGACUGCGGGGCUGGCCCCGCACCAGGACCGCAUCGUGUUCGCGGCCAGCGCGCAGCCCGCGCCAUGCGGCCAGGCCGCCGAGCCCCCCGGGGUACCGGGAGGAUCCCCCGGGAUCGGCCGGACCGCCGAGUCCCCAGGGGUACCGGGAGGAUCCCCCGGCAUCGGCCGGACCGCCGAGCCCCCGAGGGGAUCCCCCGGGAUCGGCCGGGCUGAGCCCCCGAGGGGAUCCCCCGGGAUCGGCCGGGCUGAGCCGCCAGAGGUGCCGGGGGAUCCCCCCGCGGAGCCCCCCGCGCUGCUGAGCACGCACAGCCCCGCGGCGCGCAAGGUGGGCUCGCAGCAGCUGAUCCCGCUCAGCCUGGCCGAGAGCCGGCCCGCGGGCCGGGCCCAGGGCCACGACCGGCUGCUGAAGGCUCGGAGCCUGGUGGAGACCCCCCGGCUGCCCCCGGGCAGCGACGCCGAGGACGAGCCCGAGGGCGGCCCGGGCAGCCCGGGCACGCUGCGGCGAGGGCUCCGCUCCACGUCCUACCGCCGGGCCGUGGUGAGCGGCGUGGACCUGGACGGCUCCGCCAACUGCAAGAAAAAGAACAGAAUGUCCCAGCCCAUCCUGAAAGCCGUGGUCGAGGAUAAAGAGAAGUUUUCGAGCCUGGGCAGGAUAAAGAAGAUGCUGAAAGGCCAAGGGACAUUCGAUGGGGAAGAAAAUGCUGUAUUAUAUCAGAACUAUAAGGAAAAAGCUCUGGACAUAGAUUCUGAUGAGGACUCUGAGCCCCGGGAGCAGAAAGCAGAUGACAAGGUUGUUUUCCAGUACAAGCCCCUGAGGUCGACGUGGAGUCAGCUCUCUGUGGUGAAGAGGAAUGGAUUGUCAGAAGCCAUCAGCCAGGAGGAGAGGAAGAGACAGGAGGCAAUAUUUGAAGUGAUCUCUUCUGAGCACUCUUACUUGCUGAGCUUGGAGAUCCUGAUCCGGAUGUUUAAAAAUUCCAGGGAACUGAGCCUCACAAUGACCAAAACAGAGAGCCACCACCUCUUCUCCAACAUCACCGAUGUUUACGAGGCAAGCAAAAAGUUCUUUGAAGAACUGGAAGCAAGGCACCAGAACAACAUCUUCAUCGACGACAUCAGCGACAUCGUGGAGAAGCACGCGGCGUCCACGUUCGACCCCUACGUGAAGUACUGCACCAACGAGGUGUACCAGCAGCGCACGCUGCAGAGGCUGCUAGCCACCAAUCCAGCGUUUAAGGAGGUGCUGUCCCGGAUCGAGUCCCAUGAGGAUUGCAGGAAUCUGCCCAUGAUCUCCUUCCUCAUCCUCCCUAUGCAGAGAGUCACUCGUCUCCCCUUGCUGAUGGAUACCAUUUGCCAGAAAACUCCCAAGGAUUCAGCAAAAUAUGAGAACUGCAAGCAGGCUCUGAAAGAAGUCAGCAAGCUGGUGCGUCUGUGCAACGAGGGCGCUCGGAAGAUGGAGAGGACGGAGAUGAUGUACACCAUCAACUCCCAGCUGGAGUUCAAAAUCAAGCCCUUUCCACUGGUUUCCUCCUCAAGGUGGUUGGUGAAAAGGGGUGAAUUAACGGCAUAUGUGGAAGACACUGGAUUGUUUUCCAAAAGAACCUCCAAGCAGCAGGUCUACUUCUUCCUCUUCAACGACGUCCUCAUCAUCACCAAGAAGAAGAGCGAGGAGAGUUACAACGUCACCGAGUACUCGCUGCGGGACCAGCUGGUGGUGCUGCCCUGCGAGGAGGAGCCCGCCAGGAACGCGGCUGCGAUGGCUCGGGGCUCUGCCGGCCACCUCUUCAGGCUGCUGGUGCUCAGCAACCACGCGGGGGACAGGGUGGAGAUGCUGCUGGGAGCAGAGACACAGAGCGACAGAGCGCGGUGGAUCACGGCGCUGGGACAGGACAGCGACGGGCCCCACACCGACAGGACCACCCUGGCCCAGGUGGAGAUCAUCAGGACAUACACAGCCAAGCAGGCCGAUGAACUGUCCCUCCAAGUGGCUGAUGUCGUUCUGGUCUAUCAGAAAGUGAAUGACGGCUGGUACGAGGGGGAGCGGCUGCGGGACGGCCAGCGGGGCUGGUUCCCCUCGGAGUGUGCCAAGGAGAUCACCUGCCGGGCCACCCUGGACAAGAACAUGGAGCGCAUGGGGCGCCUGCUGGGGCUGGAAACCAACGUGUAGCGUGUUCCUGUCCCACACCACGCUCUGCACCGGCUGCUGGGGCUGCUGUGGGACGGGGGCACCGGAGCCCACCCCCACUUCACCAGAGCACUGACGUUUGGAUACUCCUGUCCGUCCUGCUUUGCCUCCCCAGAGCUCCCAGCUGAAGCCUGGCUCCACCAGGAGCAGACUGCAGGUCACAGCAUUGUCCUGGGAGCUCAGCUCAG